Messenger RNA from Daphnia carinata, 1265 nucleotides. Its product is annotated as glyceraldehyde-3-phosphate dehydrogenase 2-like. The coding region runs from base 46 to 1044 and encodes 332 amino acids. The record is from RefSeq and is a predicted model, not a curated record. Lineage: Eukaryota; Metazoa; Arthropoda; Branchiopoda; Diplostraca; Daphniidae. Gene Ontology annotation, molecular function: NAD binding; NADP binding; oxidoreductase activity, acting on the aldehyde or oxo group of donors, NAD or NADP as acceptor. Gene Ontology annotation, biological process: glucose metabolic process. The transcript has 5 exons.
ACGCAAUACUUGCAACAAGUUCUAUUCCCUUAACUUCAACCAAACAUGUCGAAAAUCGGUAUUAACGGAUUUGGCCGCAUCGGUCGCUUGGUGCUUCGCGCCGCCAUCGAAAAGGGAGCUACGGUUGUUGCCGUCAAUGACCCCUUCAUCACUCUUGACUACAUGGUCUACAUGUUCAAGUAUGACUCUACUCACGGCCGCUUCAAGGGUGAAGUUAAGGAAGAGGCUGGCAAGCUUGUUGUCAACGGUCACCACAUUCAGGUCUUCAGUGAGCGAGACCCCAAGAACAUUCCAUGGGGAGCUUCUGGAGCUGAAUACGUAGUUGAGUCCACUGGUGUCUUCACCACUUUGGAGAAGGCUCAAGCCCACAUUGAUGGAGGAGCCAAGAAAGUCAUCAUUUCUGCCCCAUCUGCUGAUGCCCCCAUGUUUGUUGUUGGUGUCAACCUUGAUGCUUAUGACCCAUCCAUGAAGAUCGUCUCCAAUGCUUCUUGCACUACCAACUGCUUGGCGCCUUUGGCCAAAGUCAUCAACGAUCAGUUCGGCAUCGUCGAGGGCUUGAUGACCACUGUCCACGCCAUCACUGCCACCCAAAAGACCGUCGAUGGACCUUCUGGCAAAUUGUGGCGUGACGGUCGUGGUGCUGCCCAAAAUAUUAUUCCUGCCUCGACUGGUGCCGCUAAAGCAGUGGGAAAAGUUAUUCCCGAACUGAACGGAAAGUUGACUGGCAUGGCUUUCCGCGUACCCGUGCACGAUGUCUCUGUUGUUGAUCUAACCUGCCGGCUGUCCAAGGAAGCCAGUUAUGAUGAAAUCAAGGCCGUCGUCAAAGCCGCAGCUGAUGGACCCAUGAAGGGUAUCUUGGGCUUUUGCGACGAAGAGGUUGUUUCCACAGACUUCAUCGGUGACAACCACUCUUCCAUCUUCGACGCCAAGGCUGGUAUUGCCCUUAACAAAACUUUCGUCAAAUUGAUUUCAUGGUACGACAACGAAUUUGGUUACUCGUGCCGUGUUGUCGACUUGAUCAAGUACAUGCAGUCCAAGGAUUAAGUUAAAAUUAUAGCUGCGUUAUGGGAUAAGUCAUCAGCAUACAUUUGCAGCAGAAGGAUCUGUUACUAAGUCUGUUAAUGUUGUCAAAUUCUCCAUCUUUCAUUCUUGCUACCACAUUGGCUACAACGAUUGGUGUUUGUCGUUGGUUCUUUCUAUAGUCGGAAAAUCCCACUUUUAGAUGUCUGUUACAUUGGCUACAGGAAUAUAAACGUUUGUCACAA